AUGGCCAAGUUAAGUUUGUUUGCGCUGGCCACUUGGGUUGGUCUAGCCGCAGCCAAGGACGUCUACCUCAAUUGGAAUCUCACUUGGGUAAAUGCUGGCCCGGAUGGGUAUGAGCGCCCGAUCAUUGGUAUCAAUGGCCAAUGGCCCUGCCCACAGAUUGACGUGACCGUGGGCGACCAACUGAUCGUCGAUGUCUACAACGGUCUUGGAAACGAGUCCACGGCUAUCCACUGGCAUGGCAUGCACCAGCAGGGCAGUGGUGUUAUGGAUGGCGCGGUUGGAGUCACCCAGUGCCCACUUCCUCCCGGCUCGCAAAUGCAAUAUCAUUUCGAUGUCAACGAAGCCGGAACAUACUGGUAUCACUCACACAACGCGGGCCAGUUUCCCGAUGGAUUGCGUGGUGUUUUGGUUGUCCACGACCCUAACCCUCCUUUCCACUACGAUGAGGAGUUCACACUCACCCUGAGCGACUGGUACCAUCAGGAGAUGCCGGACUUGCUCAGUGGGCCCGUGGUGGCUCAAGGCAAAGAGCCCUUCCCCGACUCGGCAUUGAUCAACGAUUCAACCAACACUAAGAUCAAGGUGCUGCCGAACAAAACGUAUCUUGUUCGCAUUGUCUGCAUUGGAAACUGGCCCGGCCACUUCUGGGUGAUUGAUGGCCACGAGAUGACUGUUGUGGAGGUUGACGGCGUCUAUACCGACCCCUACCCUGCUGGCGACAAGUUCCUGCGCGUUGCAACUGGCCAGCGUAUGAGUGUCUUAAUUAAGACCAAGGCUGACACUAGUAAGAACUUUGCUAUCUGGGAUACUAUGGAUGUCAACAUGCUGUUUUUCUUCGAAAACCGCACCAUGCCGGAAAACUACAACCCCAAUGCCACCGCCUGGUUGGUGUACGACGAGGCCAAGCCCCUGCCCGAGCCUCCCGUCUUCGGCGAGAUCGACUUCAAUGAGGACUUUGUGGAUGAUGUCACAUUAGUACCAGCAGACCACAAGCCCUUGCUCGAGCCCGUGGACCACCAGAUCAUUCUGGAGACCGGCGGCGCGCUGGUGGACGGUGUUCCUCGCUUCACUGUCAACAAUAAGACCUAUAUCGCCCCGAAGGUGCCGUCUCUAUACACUGCCAACACUGUCGGUACCGAAUUUUCUUCAAACCCCGACGUAUACGGCCAAGUAAACCCCUUCAUCCUGAAGCACAACGAGAUCGUCGAAAUUGUCAUCAACAACCACCACAACAACCUGCACCCAUGGCACUUGCACGGUCACCAGUUCCAGGUUCUGCAGCGCACCCCAGUCGAUGGUGGCUACUACUCGGGCCUGUCGAGCAACGUCUCCGCGACCCCGAUCAGACGCGACACUAUCAUGGUCCAGAACCACGGUCACACCGUCAUCCGCUUCAAGGCCGAUAACCCAGGUGUUUGGAUGCUGCACUGCCACGUCGAGUGGCACGUCGAAGUUGGUCUGAUGGCCACCAUCAUCGAAGCCCCCGAGACCUUCGCGAACACCGUGCACGCUCCCCCGAAGAGCCACUACGACGCCUGCGCAGCCUACCCCCAGCCCGUUAGUGGCAAUGCCGCUGGCAACGAGGGUCUUGACUUGACCGGACUUAACACUACAGCUACCGUCGGCGGCCACGGCGCUCUGUAUACCAACAAGAAGGGGACCAAGGAUUCCACUGCUGCGCAACCGUCUCAACAACCGUCUCAACAACCGUCACAAGCAGCGGUGCCGAAGCCCUCCACCAAGCCGUCCGCACCUGAGCCACAAACCGAGGCUCCUAAACCCUCCACCAAGCCGUCCGCACCUGAGCCACAAACCGAGGCUCCUAAACCCUCCACCAAGCCGUCCGCACCUGAGCCACAAACCGAGGCUCCUAAACCCUCCACCAAGCCGUCCGCACCUGAGCCACAAACCGAGGCUCCUAAGCCCUCCACCAAGCCGUCCGCGCCUGAGCCACAAACCGAGGCUCCGAAGCCCUCCACCAAGCCGUCCGCACCUGAGCCACAAACCGAGGCUCCGAAGCCCUCCACCACGCCGUCCGCACCUGAGCCACAAACCGACUCCCCGAACUACUAUUACGAGGAGUCGCCGACGGCACCCAACUCUAACGGCGAGGGUUACUGGCCAGCCCCUCACACGGACGAGACGACCAUCUCUAUCGACAAUCCUGACAAGCCGCACGAUCAUCACCUCACUAUCCACGAGGAGACGAUCAAGAGCCCGUGGGCGAACCAGAAUACCAAUACCGGCUAUGUUAUCGACGACGGCAAAAUAUACCAGAUCAAAGACUCUGAUCCUAAUGUUAUUUUGGAUGAGUUCAAGGAUUGA
Penicillium hordei is the source of this 2325-nucleotide messenger RNA. It is a transcript of the gene abr1, whose product is annotated as multicopper oxidase abr1. Bases 1 to 2325 code for a protein of 774 amino acids. NCBI's taxonomy places the organism in Eukaryota, Fungi, Ascomycota, Eurotiomycetes, Eurotiales, Aspergillaceae. Gene Ontology annotation, cellular component: high-affinity iron permease complex. The transcript has 3 exons. Gene Ontology annotation, molecular function: copper ion binding; ferroxidase activity. The record is from RefSeq and is a predicted model, not a curated record. Gene Ontology annotation, biological process: cellular response to iron ion starvation; reductive iron assimilation.